CCGUGCGGCUCGGUAAAAUGGCUGUAUGUAGCGGAGCCUCGUGUUGGUUGGGUUAGCUCCCUCUGCCUCUACCCGGGCUCAGUAACACAACUCCCACAACAAUUUCUGUCGCUUCUCUACGCAUUGUAUGGAGCCUCCAUCAUCUCUCUAACCCAGUUUACGGAGCCGGAACCGGCGGGAUGGCAGCCGGAUUCGGUCCGGAUUAAGGGUGGGAAUGAAUCGACACAAGGAUUAAUGGUUUUUAACAUUUAUUUAUAUUCAGUGCUAGCUUUUGAUUGUGACUGACUCGCCGAGAGAGGGAGAGAGAGAGAGAGCGAGAGAGAGAGGUUGGGGGGGUAAUAUCAUGGCCGCUCAGGUCGCCACUCUGAACACUAGUCCGCCUUCUGAACUUAAAAAGYCGGAUCGAGAGCUCAAGGACGAUUCGGGUCCGGGAGAGAAGCAGUCCGAUAAAAAGCAGCCGGGUUUGGACAGCGUGUCGCCGGGCCGUGGGGAGCUGCAGGACGGAGCCGACGGUGGAAAUGCAGGGGGAGGAGGGGAACCUGAGAUGAAGAACGGGAAUGGGAACCCGCCCAGGGUUAAUAAUAAUACCCCGAAUGACUCAGUCGGACCGGAGGGAAACAACCAUCCCGGUUUUGUGCAUUACCACGGCGCCGCCGUUCCUCCACCUUCGUACGGAUUCARUCAGCACUACGGUCGGGCCGCUUUUCAUCAAUAUGGCGGACAACAAAGCCCUGGCAUGCCAGCUGCUUCUGCGGGUCCGGGUGUGCAGUCGAGCAACAUGAUGGACCCGUACCAACCCAAUUCGCACGAGCAUGGCUUCUCGAACCACCAGUUCAACAAUUACAACCCGUUCCCGAGCAGGACUCCGUAUCCCGGCCAGGGCCAGGCGUACGCCAUGAACUCCCCUCGCAGCGCUCAGGCGCCGACAGCUGGGGGGCAGCCAGCUAAGCAGCAGCCACCGCCGGGAGGACCCGCGGCGAUGGCCGGAUCUUACAACAACCAGAGGUAUAACAUCGGGAACCCGCAGCCGACCUCCACGCCGACACUCAACAAGCUCCUAACCUCACCCAGCUCUACGCGGGGAUACCCGAACUACCCGUCCGGCGACUACGGUGGCCAAGAGGGAGCUAGUAAGGGACCAGCGGAGUACGGAGGGAGUAAUCCGGGCUGGCAACAAAGAAGCCAUCACCCGUCCCCCAUGAGCCCGGGAAGUGCUGGGCAGCCGCUCGCACGGAGCCAGCCUCCAGGUCCCAUGGAUCCAAUGGCAAAAAUGAGAGGUCAGCCAUACGGAGCAAGCAGUCCAUACAGUCAGCAGUCACAGCAGGGACCUCCUGCUGGCCCUCAACCUGGGCCGGGGUACCCAGGCCAGGGUUAUGGCCCUCCAGGACCCCAGCGAUACCCAGUAGGAAUGCCAGGACGUACCCCUGGAAACAUGGGUGGAAUGCCUUAUGGUCCACAGAUGGGUACUUAUGGACAGCAGGGACCAGGGGGGUAUGGUUCUCAGGGCCAGGCCCAAUAUUACAACCAGCCAGGCCAGGCUCCUCAUCCGGGUCAACAACAAUCCCUUUACCCACAGCCCACACCUGGACAACCUGGCAGGCAGUCUCCUUACCCAGGGCAGCCCCACCCUCCAACUCCAGCCUCACACAACCAAGGAGGACCACCCUAUCAGCAGCCCCACAUGCCCCCGCAGUCCCAGGGGCCACUGCCAGGCCCGUCACAAGGACCCCCUCAGUCCCAGCCGCCCUACACUCAAGCAUCGGCCCCACAGUCCAGCCAGUCUCCUUAUGCCCAGCAGCAGGGGCCUCCCGGUCAGGCCCCGCAGCAGCCAAGCUCCCAGGCUCCUCCUGGAUCACAAGGUCAAUCUAGCUACCCAGGAUCCACGCAGGGUCCACCGCAGCCCCCCUCGCAGCAGCAGGCGCAGACUCACCCGCAGCAGCCGCCGGGGCACGGCCAACAUCCACAGGGGCAGCCUGCAGCGUACCCCCAAAACGCUCAGCAGCAACAAGCACAGCAGUCUCCUUAUCAGCGCUUUCCUCCUCCACAGCAGCAGGAGUUAUCCCAGGACUCAUUUCAGUCCAACGCACCUCCAUCCACUCAGUCCAAAUCUGGCUCAGAGGACGGUCAGGGCCGCCCAUCCAGCCUUCCGGACCUGUCGGGGUCCAUCGAUGACCUGCCCACGGGUACGGAGGGCGCCCUGAGUCCCGGCGUCAGCACGUCGGGCGUGUCGAGCAGCCAGGGCGAGCAGAGUAACCCCGCCCAGUCGCCCUUCUCGCCUCAUACGUCCCCCCACCUGCCGGGCAUCCGGGGRCCUUCGCCUUCCCCGGCGGGUUCCCCCGCCAGCGCCAGCACGCCCCGCGCAGGACCGCUGUCACCCGCCAACAUGCCAGGGACCCAGAUGCCUCCCAGACCAUCAAGUGUGCACUCUGAUGGGAACCUGCAUCCUGGGAUGAGUCAGUCUCCGAUGGCUCAGGACAGAGGGUUCAUGCAGAGAAACCCUCAGAUGCCCCCUUACGGCUCCCCCCAGUCUGCCUCUGCGCUGUCGCCUCGCCAGUCCUCCGGAGGACAGAUGCAUCCCGGGAUGGCCCCGUAUCAGCAGAACAGCUCCAUGGGUGGCUACGGGCAGCAGGGAGGACAAUACGGUCCUCAAGGUUAUCCACGCCAACCUGCCUAUGGCAAUAUGCCCAACGCCAACUACCCUGGACCAGGGAUGGGCUCCAUGAACCCCAUGGCAGGACAGGGUGGAGGCCCGCCAUACGCUGGUAUGCCUCCAGGAAGGAUCCCUCCAAAUCAAAUGGGGGCGCGUCCCUAUGGCCCUAAUAUGGGCCCCAGCAUGGGGCCAAACAUGCCUCCCAACAUGGGCAACAUUCCACCCCAGGUAGUCUCCGGAAUGUGCCCUCCUCCAGGCAUGAACAGAAAGCCCCAGGACCCGACAGCCAUGCAGCAUCCUCCUACCAACAGGAUGCCCGGUUACCCCAACAUGUCACCAUAUGGUCCGCCAAUGAAUAGCAUGCCUGGAAUGAUGAACACUUCUGGUGGGUCCCCUUAUCCCAUGGGACCAAACAUGGCCAACAACACAAGCGGCAUGGCCUCCAGCCCAGAGAUGAACAAUAAGGCGAAUAACAAGGUGGAUGGCAGCGUAACACCCAAACCAGAGCCCAAAUCCAAGAAGUCCAACUCCUCCACGACUACAAGCGAAAAGAUAACCCGCCUGUACGAGCUGGGACCAGAGCCAGAGAGGAAGAUUUGGGUUGACCGGUACUUGGCUUUUGUUGAGGAGAAAGCUAUGGGGAUGACCAACCUGCCCGCUGUGGGACGCAAACCCCUCGACCUGUUCCGGCUCUACAUGUCGGUCAAAGAGAUCGGAGGCAUGACCCAGGUGAAUAAGAAUAAGAAGUGGCGUGAUCUGGCCACCUCCUUGAAUGUGGGCAUGUCCAGCAGUGCUGCCAGCUCUUUGAAGAAGCAGUACAUCCAGUGUCUGUACGCCUUUGAGUGUAAAAUCGAGCGCGGUGAAGACCCUCCGCCUGAGAUCUUUACAGACAACAAGAAGAACCAAGCUGCCAAGGUGCAGCCCCCCUCUCCAGCGUCCCUCUGCUCCACAGCUGGGUCAGGCUCUCUACAGGGUCCGCAGACGCCCCAGUCCACCAGCAGCUCCAUGGCCGAGGGGGGAGAUCUGAAACCACCUACGCCGGCCUCCACUCCUCAUACCCAAAUGCCCCCCAUGCCACCCAGCUCCAAGAUCAGCUUCAGUUUGCAGGACCCCUUCUCUGAUGGCAGCGACCCUGCAUUUCUCAGGAAGAACAUGACCCCCAACUCCACCUACCAGCCUGGCAUGAACACACAAGACAUGCCCGGUCGCAUGGGCCCCUAUGAACCCAACAAGGACCCCUUUAGUAACAUGCGCAAAGUCGGGGAGCAGUUUCUACCUGCCAACCAGGGACCUAACAGUGUGGUGGGUGAACAACAGCAGCAGCAGCCGCCACAACAGCAGCCUCCAUUCAACCGAGGACCGCCCGGGGCCAUGGGCACAAUGCCACGACAGCAGUAUCCUUAUGGACCAGGCUAUGACAGGAGACCAGAGCAGGGGAUGGGUCCAGAAGGUAACAUGGGCUCUGGUGCCCCUCAGCCAAACCCCAUGAUGCCCGCCAACGCCGACUCGGGGAUGUACUCUCCAAACCGUUUUCCACCACAGCAGCCACGGCAUGAUUCCUAUGGUAAUCAUCAAUAUCCUGGACAGGGCACGCCCCCUGCUGGCUCUUACCCCAAUCAGCAGCCAGGAAUGUACCCUCAACAGAGCUACAAACGUCCUGUAGAAGGAGGGUACCCGCCAUCAAAACGCCACGAGACUGAGUACAGUGGUUCCUUCCCCGAGGGUCAACCAGCACCGCAGCAACAGCAGCAAGGAGGCACCUCUGCACCGCCUUCAGGACAGCAGGAGCCAUACAAUCAGUACAGCGGCACAGGGCCCUACCCUGGUCCUGACCGCCGUCCUCCUGGACCCGCCAAUCAAUUUCCUUUUCCCUUCAGUCGUGAGCGGAUGCAGGGAGCAUCCGGGCCCAACGCGCAGCCCAACAUGCCCCCUCAGAUGAUUCAGUCCGUCCCUGAGGGCCCUCAGGGGGGCAUGUGGCAGGGACCUCGAGAUAUCAACUAUCAGAACUACCCAAACCGACAAGGCGGUCCUGGUGGCCCACCUCAGGGACCGGGCUACCCUGGGAUGAACCGCUCCGAGGAGAUGAUGUCAUCAGAGCAGCGCAUGAAUCAUGACGGCCAGUGGGGGGGACAGAUGGGCCCUCGACAGCCUCCCUACGGUCCAGCUGGGCCUGGACAACCCAUGCCUCGUUCAGUACAGUCCAACUACCAGCCCYCUCAGGGGGUGCAGAACCACAUUCCACAGGUGCCCAGCCCGGCCUCCAUACCCCGCUCCAUGGAGAGCCGGACAUCACCCAGUAAAUCCCCCUACAUGCACGGAGUUAUGAAGAUGCAAAAGGCCGGACCCCCGGUGCCUGCAUCCCAUGUAGUGCCCCCUUCGGUGCAGUCGCCUCUAAUACGGAGAGACAUGCCUUUCCCCCCAGGCUCUGUAGAGGCUUCACUUCCUGUCCUGAAGCCACGGCGAAGACUAACCAUGAAAGAAAUCGGAACACCAGAGGCCUGGAGAGUUAUGAUGUCAUUAAAGUCUGGUUUAUUGGCUGAAAGUACGUGGGCCUUAGAUACCAUCAAUAUUCUCCUACAUGAUGACAACAGUAUUGCUACUUUUGAUCUUAACACGUUGCCUGGUCUGCUAGAGUUGGUGGUUGAGUAUUUCAGACGUUGCCUCAUUGAAAUCUUUGGCAUCCUGCGGGAGUACGAAGUCGGAGACCCUGGCCAGAGGACGCUGCUCGAUCCAGAUGCCUUAAAGCGAGACUUGGACAGCAUGGAAGAAGAGGAACCACUACCGGAGGACAUGCAACAAGAGGAGGUGGACGAUGAAGAUGAGGAGGACACCGAACGUCCAGCUCACGUGAAGGAGGAGGGCAACGAAGAACCGUGCCCCCGAGACGAGAAGAGGGAAGACGACGAGAGGAAAAGCAAAGGUCCGUCAUCCGUGCAGACGAGCUCGUUGCAGUUUCUACCCACCCACGAGAGACCCAAGCAGGCCAGCAAAUUCGACAAGUUUCCCCUGAAGGUAGUACGAAAGACAGACCCAUUUGUUGCCKCCAAAUCCAGCAGUCAUGGUAAAGUGCAAGAAUUUGACAGUGGGCUGMUUCACUGGAGUGCUGGAGGCGGAGACUCGACGGAACACAUCCAGACUCUAUUUGAGCCACGCAAAGACUUCUUGGAGCCACGAGAGCGAAUACCCGUUCCUGCGGCUCUAUUAAAGCGACGGCUCCUAGACGAAGACAUACGGGAACAUUGUUUGCCUGCCGAGGAAGAAAAAAGGAAGCAAGACGAAGAAGAAAGGCAAAAGCAGGCAUCUUUGUCGGAAAAAUCCACAGACUCKGAGAAGGCCAGCUCUGUGGUUAGCAGCGACGAAGAGAGGCAGUCAGAUUCAGACACAAAGCCAGCUGAGAAAGAUUCUAAAAGCCAUCAGGAGAAUAAUAGGUCCGUUCUUUCUUCUGGAAGUAUUUUAGCCCAACAGGCACAAGUGACUGGCACCAUCCUGGAGGAUGAGCCUCACAGUAAAGACGAAGGACCUCUUGUUACGCUGGCGAGCUGGCAGGAUUCGUUAGCCCGCCGCUGCAUCUGUGUUUCAAAUAUAAUCCGCAGCCUGUCGUUCGUGCCGGGCAAUGACCACGAGAUGUCCAAACAUCCCGGUCUGCUGCUGAUGCUCGGGCGGCUGAUCCUCCUCCACCACUGGCACCCCGAGCGCAAACAGGCCCCGCUCACAUACGAGAAAGACGAGGAUUCCGACGAGGGAGUGGGCCAAAAGGACGAGUGGUGGUGGGACUGCUUGGAGCUCCUGAGAGAAAACACCUURGUCACAUUGGCAAAUAUUUCAGGCCAGCUGGACCUCUCCGUCUACACUGAGAGCAUCUGCUUGCCCCUGUUGGAUGGUCUUCUCCACUGGGCUGUCUGUCCUUCAGCGGAGGCCCAAGACCCCUUCCCCACUCUGGGACCCCACAGUGCGCUGUCCCCUCAGAGGCUGGUCCUGGAAACGCUGAGCAAGCUAAGCAUCCAAGAUAACAACGUGGACCUCAUCUUGGCCACCCCGCCCUUCAGUCGGUUGGAGAAGCUCUACGGGAACCUGGUGCGGCUAAUCGGAGACCGGAAGGUCGCUGUCUGCAGGGAGAUGGCCGUAGUUCUGCUGGCCAACCUGGCCCAGGGCGACACUACGGCGGCCCGAGCCAUCGCUGUUCAGAAGGGCAGCGUGGGCAAUCUGCUGGGCUUCCUGGAGGACAGCCUGGCCGCCACCCAGCUUCAACAGAGCCAGAGCUCUCUGCUGCACCUCCAGGGGAUGCCCUUCGAGCCCACCAGCCCGGACAUGAUGCGGCGAGCUGCCCGGGCUCUGCUCGCCUUGGCGAAGGUGGAGGAGAACCACUCAGAAUUCACACUACACGAGUCCCGGCUCCUCGACCUGUCCGUGUCUCCGCUAAUGAACUCGCUGGUUUCCCACGUUAUCUGUGAUGUACUCUUUUUGAUCGGCCAAUCGUGACAGCUGUAGGGAGCUGUGCGCUCCGUUUAUUGGGGAGGGGCUUCAUCCCUCCCCCAGCCCCCCUCCUCCCCAUUAAAUCUGGCUUCUAUGUGGCAAGAAAAGUUCAAGUGACUGGCUUUAAUUUAUGAAAACCCUUCAGAGUCCAUUCUCUGAACCCUCCACAGGCCAACCUUCUUCGGGGAGGGGGGGCCAUCACAGAGCUGUAGUGGAGAGAUGCCGACAGACACUACUUGCAAUGUGAAUGCCAACUGGAUUACGGAGCAGGGCACCGUAGUGGGGAGACUGUUCUGCACUUGGGGAGGGAGGGGUGGGGGGUAGGCAGGAGAAAGUACUUUUUAAUAAAGAUAAAUAAAUGAAUAAAUAAAUAGCUGAAAAACAAAAACUGUAACCAAAGUUGCUGUCUCGUUUACAGUGAGUUUGGGAGACACGGCGUGCCCUAGCUCUCCCCUGGAGGGGCACAGUGAGUCUGUAACUGAGGUGAAGCAGACUGACAAAGUGACCUACUGGUUUUUAGUUGCUUGUAGUUGGAUCCUCACCAGUCAGCCCGACAGUGAACCGUGCUGUCAGUAAACACCUUCACCGGGGAGGCCUGUGCAGUGUGCAGUAGAUUGUAGGACAUUUUCUGUACCGUACUGCUCUUGAAGUGUAAGCAUUCUGUAACACGUUUCUCACAGAAGCUGACGACGCAGCUCUAGAGUUUUAAGGUCAUUUUAGUUUGGUGUUAAACAGAAGAAUGGCUUUCUUCCCCAAAGUAUCGAGAACCUACAACACCCUUACCUCCUCUUUAUCCCUUGAUUGUAUGAAUACCCUUAUGAAAAGAAAUCACCUCUUAGGACUGGUUUUCAACUUCAGAUACAGCUUUGCUGUGGUGUAUAUAUAUAAUGUUGUACAUUAUACUUCCUUUCUCUGUGUCUGUCUCUGUCUGUGUCACUAUUCUCACACUUGUUAUUGGUGCGGGACGGAGGCUGACAUGUUGGUUUGUCCUUGACCUCCUGUCCUCCGCCAUUUAUAGACCCACUCCUCCGGUCUCUCCACAGCUCUGUAGUACGGCAGACAUGGCUUAAACUUGUAAUAUUCUGGUACAAUGAGAAUAAACUAGAUGAAGUACACGUUUGACAAAUUUUCUCCAAUCAUGGAUUCUGCAUAUUUGUAUUUCAAGACCUAUGUAGCUAAGGCAUCAUGUAAAUUCCUCCCUUCCCCCCCCCCCUUUUUUUUUGGCUCAAGGAAUAUCAUUUAUUCAGUAUGAAAUCUUUAUACUAUAUGUUCCACGUGGUAAGAAUAAAUGUACAUCAAAUCUUCUUAA
This is a messenger RNA of Austrofundulus limnaeus, 8432 nucleotides long. RefSeq names its product AT-rich interaction domain 1Aa (gene arid1aa). Gene Ontology annotation, cellular component: nucleoplasm; SWI/SNF complex; nBAF complex. Gene Ontology annotation, molecular function: DNA binding; nucleosome binding. Lineage: Eukaryota; Metazoa; Chordata; Actinopteri; Cyprinodontiformes; Rivulidae. Gene Ontology annotation, biological process: positive regulation of DNA-templated transcription; regulation of transcription by RNA polymerase II; chromatin remodeling. The coding region runs from base 344 to 7129 and encodes 2261 amino acids. The record is from RefSeq and is a predicted model, not a curated record. The transcript has 20 exons.